Molecule: messenger RNA, 1740 nt
Organism: Pelobates fuscus (common spadefoot toad)
Lineage: Eukaryota; Metazoa; Chordata; Amphibia; Anura; Pelobatidae
Gene: KERA
Product: keratocan
Exons: 4
Coding region: 231-1286 (351 amino acids)
Molecular function (GO): protein binding
Source: RefSeq, a predicted model, not a curated record
CAGCAGUCAUACAGUUAGGUAUUUUGUUUCAAACUCUAGUCCUACCCUAAGCAGUGACCAACAUAAAACAUCAGAACUGGAGAAUAAAGAGAAGAAUAUAGUUGCCUUGAGAGGCAGUUCAACUUCAUACGACAGGAUAAAAACAAUCUGCUAUAAGCCAAGGGUUUCAAGUUUAAGGUAAAUGCUAGCAGGCAUCAGUUAUUGGGAGAAAGGUCUUUUACAUUACAUUAAUGGCUACAAUGGAAGUUUGCAGAUUCUUGAUGUUCAUAUUGACCGUUUUCAUCUCCACACCUUCUGAUGCCCAAUUCUACGAUUAUGUGGACCCUGAACUCUACAUUUCAAUUUACAAUGAUUGUCCCAAGGAAUGUUCUUGUCCUAUACAGUUUCCACGUGCUUUAUAUUGCGAUAAUAAAGGCCUGACAGAAGUACCAGUCAUCCCAUCAAGAGUUUGGUAUUUGUAUCUUCAUAAUAACCAAAUUAAUUCACUCAAAGAAAAAUCAUUUGCAAAUGCUACAGAAAUAAAAUGGAUUAAUUUAAACAAAAAUAAUAUCAGCAGCAAAAAUAUUGACAAGAAUUUGUUGAAAAAUUUCAAGAAUUUACUUUAUUUAUUCCUAGAAGAUAAUGAUUUAGAUGAAGUACCAGCACCAUUGCCAGACCAUGUAGAGCAACUUCGUUUGGCAAGGAAUAAGAUCUCAAAGAUUCCUGAAGGUGUCUUCAGCAAUCUAGAAAACCUCACAUUGCUGGACUUACAGGACAACAAGCUCACAGAUGGUUCUUUUCAGGCUGAUGCCUUUGCAGGACUUAAGAAUCUUAUGCAACUCAAUAUUGCUAAAAACACACUUAAGAAAAUGCCAACAGGCAUUCCAUCUAACACCAUACAAUUGUAUUUAGACAACAACAACAUUGAAGAAAUCCCAAAGAAUUACUUUAAUGAAAUACCCAAUAUAGCUUUUAUUAGACUAAACUACAACAAGUUAGCUGAUGCUGGUGUACCCAUCAACGUGUUCAAUAUUACAUCUUUAUUAGAUUUGCAAUUAUCCCACAAUGAACUGACAAAUAUACCCAUGGUUAAUGGCCACCUGGAACGUCUUCAUCUUGACCACAACAGAAUAAAAAAUAUCUCUGGAAAUAUAAUAUGCCCAAAAGAAGUCAUAGAAGAAUAUGACCCAUAUUUCCCGCGAGGACCUCGACUUCGUUAUUUGCGCCUGGAAGGAAAUGAAAUUAAGCCGCCAAUUCCACUAGAUCUUAUCAUAUGCUUUAGACUUUUGCAGGCUGUUAUCAUUUAAAUAUUUUUGCUGGUAGUUGGUUUCCAUGAAUAGAGUGUAAUCACUAUGACAUAUUUUACAAUCAAGGAACACUAUGCUAUGUCUUUUCUAAUUCUAUCUUCUUUAUGUCAUUACAUCUUAGAGUAACCCAAUCAUUUUCCAAUCUAAUAUAUAUAUAUAUAUAGGUAGCAUAUCAUUUCAAUGCAUUUUUUUCUAUUCGAAUUUAGAAAUAUUUGCCACCUUUAUACUAACUCUAAUUAGUUGUUUCCAAUAGAGGCAUUGCCAUUUUAUUUUACUUGUAUUAAAAAAAGGAGGCCAGCAAAUAUUUAGUGAUUAAGACAAAAGGAGAAAUCUAUAAUGACUAUGUGUCCUCCCUUAGCUAAAGAAAAAUGGUAUUUAUUUUAAUUAAUAACAGCUGCAUACUGUUACUGUAUUCAUUUUGUCUUUACAUUACAUUGGUGGUUGGCUUGUAAAG